ACAAACUUCUAGAAUCAUCCAGAACUUCAGAGCACGUGCGCGGCCGCGCUUCUCCCAUCUCUCGGUUCCCCGCCUCUCCGCGGCGAUGCGGUGGUUACCGAGGCUGCUCUCCCACGCUGCCGCGGCCGGGAAGGCCUCCGCGGCGGCCAGGUCCACCACCAGGCACGUCACCGGAGGAUCCCACGGGUUCGCCAGCGGCGGCUGGGAGGGGUCGCCAGCGGUGCCCCGGGAGUGGCUGCGGAAGCUGUGGCGGGAGGAGCUGAGGAAGCAGAAGGAGGCUGCGAGGGCUCUCGGCGCUUUCGCGAGGAGCUAUGAGUCCGUGGAGGCUGCAGGAGCGGCCACGGAGGCACCAUCGAGGAGCUAUCAGUACGACGGCAGGGACCUCGAUCCCGUUAAGGCCAAACUGGCUCCUCUUCUGGCAAGAGCUAACCUUGUGAUCGCCAGGGACAUUGAGUGGGCAAACAUCAUGUUUGCUUUUGAGCAGGAGAGCAGAUAUAUCAUAAUGGACCCACUCUUUCCACAAUCUCCAGUAGGUUUUAUUCGAGAGAAAAGCAAUGUCAUCUUUAGGCAGCUACUCAGAACAAGACGGCCAUUUGUUGCAGAAAUAACUGAUGCUAUGGGCAAUGAAAUAUUUAAGGUUCGCAGGCCAUUUUGGUUGAUCAACAGCUCAAUUUAUGCAGAAGUGGAUGGUAAGGAGAUAGGUGUAGUCCACAGGCGUUGGCACCUUUGGCGGAGAAUUUAUGACCUGUACUUAGGGAAUAGGCAAUUUGCAGUUGUUGAGAAUCCGGGUUUCUGGAACUGGACCUUUAGCCUGGUGGAUGAAGAUGAUAAACUGUUGGCUCAGAUUGAUCGUAACUGGAGGGGAAUUGGGUUUGAGCUCUUCACGGAUGCUGGCCAGUAUGCAAUUCGGUUUGGUGAUGAGGGACUAAGUCACAAGUUUGCUCUUGCAGCAGAUGUCGAAGAACUACAUGUUGCUCGGCAGCUGACUUUGCCUGAAAGGGCUGUGGCUCUUGCCCUUGCUAUAUCCCUGGACAGUGAUUACUUCUCUAGGAGAGGUGGCUGGGGGCUCCCUUUUCUCAUUGCCACAGAGUAGACGAGCGCAAACCGCAAUUGCCCUGUACGCAGGGGGAAAACAUUGUAGUUUCUCAUUGUUGAUACAAGCUUAGCAGUUUUCAGGGGGCUCCCUUUUCUCAUUGCCACAGAGUAGACGCGCGCAAACCGCAAUUGCCUGUACGCAGGGGGAAACAUUGUUGUUUCUCAUUGUUGAUACAAGCUUAGCAGUAGUAUACUGUUGUUCAGCAAUUGAGAUCAUCGCCAGAGGCAGGAAAUGGUUCCUGUGCGACCAACUUUCAUCAGAUUGCUCUUCUGCUUCACGCGAAACCUGAAAGUGGAGGUUUCCCAAGGAGAUUUGCUUGCCUCCAACUUUGCCACCCUGGUGUCGCUCAAGCAGACAUUGCUGAAGUUUUUUCUUUCUUCUGUAUGGAAUUAUCAAUUAUGGAUAGUGGAGGCAAUGCAAUUGUGCAAAUCCCGUUUUGUUC
Panicum virgatum (switchgrass) is the source of this 1538-nucleotide messenger RNA. RefSeq names its product altered inheritance rate of mitochondria protein 25-like. Gene Ontology annotation, biological process: plasma membrane phospholipid scrambling. The record is from RefSeq and is a predicted model, not a curated record. Gene Ontology annotation, cellular component: plasma membrane. The transcript is spliced from 11 exons. Gene Ontology annotation, molecular function: phospholipid scramblase activity. The coding region runs from base 86 to 1093 and encodes 335 amino acids. NCBI's taxonomy places the organism in Eukaryota, Viridiplantae, Streptophyta, Magnoliopsida, Poales, Poaceae.